AGAUAAAAAUGAGGCGAAAAAGCUUCUAAGCGGUAUUUUCAUCAUCGCUCUAUCUUAUCGCGUUGUUUUUUUGGAUUGUGAAUAAAAGCAAACCGCGAUCCCACUCCCGAUCGUCAUUAACUGAAGAAUGCUGCACUUGAGGAGUGUGAUUGGGCUCUUUUGCCUUGCACUUUUGUGCAUUGGCUCAGAGGGCAGUAAUUCGAAUGUGAUUAAUUGGAAGAAGUACAAUUUGAUCGACGAUGACACCACCAGUGAACUCGUUUUGGCAUUCAAGCAGGACAAGAAAGCUGAGGAAAGGGCUUUAAAACCAUUAUCUGUUCGCCUCGGCACCACAUUACCUAAGCCUCUGCGUGAGAAAAGGUCCAAGCCUGUGUUGACCAUCGCCGGUUUUUCGUUUUAUUACGAUAGGCAAGCGAGACUCGACAUUGAGCAUCCUUUCCCUGAGUGCACUCGCUUGACUUGGACCACUACUGCGUUCAAUGAAAUCAGGGACUGCAUUAGCUACGGUAGCGCUGAUUGGUUCGGUGGCCCUGAACAAUACGAACAGUUGUGGCCAGUCCAGAAAUUAAAUAAGACCAACUACCCUUUCAUUACCAAGAGUGCCGAUAACAUGGCAGUGGCCGACCGCUACUGGCUCUCUUCCGAGGGCUCGUACAUUUACGUGGACCCAAGUAUUCCGCUCUUCAUCGACUCCAACUCCGCUGAUAACCCGAAUCAGUUGUGCUUCAUUUCAAGAUCUGAGAGUCCUUACUACGACAUCACAGAGCUUAUCUUGAGGUACACAAUUUGCACUUUUGAUGACGUGAAGACUGCCCAAGCACACGCCGUCAAGAACUAUCUCGGCCAUGCCUCUUCCUUGCCCGACGAGCUGAUGUUCAGACACCCUAUUUGGUCCACGUGGGCGCGCUACAAGAAAGACAUCAACGAAAGCACGGUGAUGCAGUUCGCUCAGGAAAUUCUGGACAAUGGCUUCAACAACAGCCAGCUUGAGAUUGACGACGACUGGGAAACGUGUUACGGUGAGCUUCAAUUCAACUCGGCCAAAUUCCCUAAUCCCAAGGGUAUGGUGGACGCUCUACACCAGUUGGGCUUCAGAGUCACCCUCUGGGUGCAUCCCUUCAUCAACAGCAACUGCCCCCUUUACAACACCGCUCUGCAGCAGGGAUAUUUUGUCAGGAAUUUGCAGAAUGAAGUCAAAGUCGAGUGGUGGAAUGGAAAAGACGCUGCCAUUAUCGACGUUACGAACCCUGCAGCCCGCACUUGGUGGGCAAAUCGGCUGAUCAGUCUGAAAAACCAAAUUGGCCUGGACGGCUACAAAUUUGACGCCGGCGAGGCACUCGGAUUUUUGCCUCAGCUACCAUUUUUGCGAAAUAUCAACACUCAAUCUGAUUAUUCCCUUGCCUAUUCAAACUUCGUCAAUGGGAUAAUCAAUGAUAUUGGAUCCGCGGUUGAGAUCAGGUCUACCUACAGCAACCAGGGUGCGCCCAUCUUUCUCCGCAUGAUUGACAAAGACAGUCGCUGGGGCCUGAACAACGGCCUCCGCUCAGUGGUCACCACCUUAUUGCAGAUGAAUGUCGUUGGCUACCCAAUGGUCCUUGCAGACAUGAUUGGCGGAAACGGCUACGGCUCGGAUCAAAUCACACCUGAACUGUUCAUCAGAUGGCUCCAGGCCUCAACCUUCAUGCCCUCACUGCAGUUUUCCUACGUCCCAUGGCAAUUUAAUGACCCCUCCGUUGUUGAAAUUUCUAAGAAAUUUGUUGAUCUUCACUACAAUUACUCGGAAUUAAUUCUUCAGCUGGCUAACGAUGCUACAACUGGUAGCGGUUUGCCGAUCAACAGACCAAUUUGCUUUGCACUCCCAAACGGAGUUGUUGACGGCAAUGCUUCGUAUGUUGAUGAUGAAUUUAUGUUAGGAAACAACAUCUUAGUCGCUCCAGUCAUGGACCCAAACGCAACUUCAAGGACAAUUUAUUUGCCGGAAGGAUUUUGGACAGAUAUGAACACAGGCUUCAUGAUAAAUGGCCCAAUUACGAUAGUUGACUAUCCAGCACCUUUGGACACCCUACCUUACUUCCGCAAGGAGAACAUUGUCAAUUCUUCCUCCAACUUAAGUCCGACUCUGAUUUUACUACUCGCCUCCGCCUUGAUUUCCUCCUUGUAUUUUAAAUAAAAAAAGGUUUCAUUCCCUUUUAUACUGUAAAGGAAAAGGGAAACUUUAUUGAAA
Molecule: messenger RNA, 2224 nt
Organism: Neocloeon triangulifer
Lineage: Eukaryota; Metazoa; Arthropoda; Insecta; Ephemeroptera; Baetidae
Product: myogenesis-regulating glycosidase-like
Exons: 8
Coding region: 128-2170 (680 amino acids)
Biological process (GO): carbohydrate metabolic process
Molecular function (GO): hydrolase activity, hydrolyzing O-glycosyl compounds
Source: RefSeq, a predicted model, not a curated record